UUCUCACUCUCCUGUGUGGAAAAUCUAUUCGACGAUUCUCUCUCUGGGUUCUGUUUGCUCUCCUUCCUUCCUGCUCUGGGUCGGAAUCUAUGGCGCUCCGUUCCACUUGAUCGGUGGAGUUCUAUCUUCAACUGCCGCAACUCUUUCUGUUAGCCUACUUCAUCCUGGCUUCAGGUCUUUCCCCCUCUCGGGGAACGUGAUUACACCUUUCAAUUUUAGGUUCCGUUUCUCCGAGGAAUCGAUUCUACGAAUUCGGUGGCCUAAUAAUCUCUCAAUUCAAGGAGCAACUGUUGUUGGGAACGUGGGUUUGUUAGGGUUUUAUAUUUCGUGUUGAUUUCUGUUUCGGUAGAUGGCAUACAAUCCUCCGUUCCAGGUGGAGGAUCAGACAGACGAGGACUUCUUCGACAAACUCGUUGAUGACGACUGUAGUCCCGGCGAAGCGCAAGCGUCAGCUUUGGCGACGGGGGUGAAGCUGGAGGCCGGAAAUGACUCCGAUGAUGCCAGAGCUUUUACGAAUCUCUCCAUCGGUGACGAUUCUGGUGGAGAUGGUACUUUGCAUGAAGCAGAACCGGGUAGUGAUGUUGCAGAAGCUACUAUAUCUGGUUCUCUGGAUGCACGCGAUGAUGGCGAAGGCGAUCCUUCAGCGAUUGCUUCCGAAGCUGCAGAAUUUGUCUGUAGUGAUGCAAAUGAAUCAAGCAAUGGAGGAUUGGGAUCGAAGGUGAGAGAGAUGGAAGUAUAUGCGACAGCAGGGGAAAGCCAUAUACUUGAUGGAUCUGGAGGUUCUGGUAUUAAAGAAGUCAGUUGGAGCUCGUUUUAUGCGGAUUCAUCAGUCAAUGGCGGUCACGGGUUUGGUUCAUACUCAGAUUUCUUGAGCGAGGAAAAUUCCGGAGAUUCACAAGGAAAAUCGAAGGAAGAUGUCACUGGUAGCGGUGGUGGGGACAUAAUCUCCAAUGAUACAAAUAACAAAGGCAUCGUUUUAGACAAUUCGGUUGGUUUGUGGCAGGAUCAGGGGGAACUCCACAGUACUUAUGCUUAUGCAAAUGGGCAGGAUGCGGAUAAGAGUCAAUACUGGGAAAAUCUCUAUCCUGGAUGGAAAUAUGAUGGAAAUACUGGGCAGUGGUAUCAAGUUGAUGGUCAUGAAAAUAGCAUGAAUUUGCAGGGAAGCUGUGGCCAUUCGACGGAUAACUGGGAUGGGGUUUCUGCUGAACAAUCAGAUUUUGCUUAUCUGAGACAGAGUACUCAGUCUGCUGCUGAGACAGUGACUGAGACAGGCACAACUGGGAGUGUCUCUGACUGGAACCAGUUUUCACAAGUGAACAAUGGAUAUCCAGAGCAUAUGGUGUUUGACCCUCAGUAUCCAGGUUGGUACUAUGACACAGUUGCUCAGGAAUGGCGCACAUUGGACAGCUACAAUGCGGCUGCUCAAACCCCAGUUCAAGCCCAUAAUCAACAAGUUCAAAAUGGCUAUGUAUCUAGUGGUGGAUAUACUGACCAUAGCAAAAGUAGUGACAUGUAUGGUUGGAAUCAGUCUUACCAUGCCAACAAUAUCACAUGGCAAUCAGAAACUGCCGCUAGGGUUGAGACUUCUGUAACUUAUUCUUUAUCAAGCUUUGAAGGAAACCAGCAAAUGAAUAGUUACCACCGCACAGAGGCUGUUGCUGAACAGCCAGCAAUUGCACAAACAAUUGAAGAGAUGAGUCAGGCACAAUUUAAAGCUAAUGAGAUCGGAGUAGAGAGCUUCAGCCCUCCGCAAACUGGUGUGGGGAUUGUCCAUCAGAAUGGAACAAUGAAUUUCUCAAAUGAUUUCUACGGUAGGCAGAAGUCUCCUGAUGUGUCUCAACACUCAUUUCAGAGCAGUCAACAGUUCUUUCAAGCUCCAACUGCUGGAAGGUCACCUGAUGGACGUCCCCCUCACGUGCUUGUUACUUUUGGUUUUGGUGGGAAGCUAAUCAUUAUGAAAGAGAAUAAUGGUUCUCUCCAGAAUUCAUCAUUUGGGAGCCAGGGAACUCUGGGAAAUCCUAUCUCUGUGUUAAAUUUGGCAGAAGUUUUCUCUGGGAACGCCAAUGAUUCAAGUAUGGGAGGGGACACUUCAGGUUACGUUCGUUGUCUAUACCAACAAUCAUUUCCUGGUCCCUUGGUUGGAGGACAUGUUGGAAGUAAAGACUUAAAUAAGUGGCUUGAUGAGAGAAUCACGAGUUGUGAAUCCCUUGAUGUGGAUUUUUCGAGAGGAAAACUUUUGAGGCUGCUUCUUUCUUUGCUCAAAAUUUCAUGUCAGUGUUAUGGGACACUCCGGUCCCCUUUCGGCACUGAUACAGCACAAAAGGAGAUGGAUACUCCAGAGGCAGCAGUUGCAAGACUUUUCGCAUUUGCCAAGAAAGAUGGUAUCCAAAAUGUUAGUUAUGCAGCUUUAAGCCGAUGCUUGCAGCAUUUACCACCUGAAGCACAAAUGCAAGUAACGGCUUCAGAGGUUCAGAAUCUUCUUGUUUCUGGUAGGAAAAUAGACGCCUUACAAUGUGCACAAGAAGGCCAGUUAUGGGGACCUGCUAUUGUUAUCGCAGCACAGCUGGGGGAUCAGUUCUAUGUUGAUACUGUGAAACAAAUGUCACUUUUCCAGCUGGCACCCGGGUCACCUUUGCGGACAUUGUGUCUGCUAAUUGCUGGGCAACCAGCUGAAGUAUUUUCCAUGGGAAGUACAGGUGAUAUCAGUCUUCCUGGCUCAAUGCAUAUGUCUCAAUCCCAGCCCCAGUUUGGAGGCAAUAGCAUGCUUGACAACUGGGAAGAGAAUUUGGCUAUAAUAACUGCAAACAGAACUAAAGACGAUGAGCUUGUGAUUACUCAUCUUGGAGAUUGCUUGUGGAAAGAAAGGAGUGAGAUUAUCGCAGCACAUAUUUGCUAUUUAGUCGCCGAAAGGAACUUCGAGCCGUACUCUGAUGGUGCAAGACUCUGCCUUGUUGGAGCGGAUCAUUGGAAAUAUCCUCGAACUUACGUCAGUCCGGAGGCCAUCCAGAGGACAGAGUUGUAUGAAUACUCUAAGGUGCUCGGAAACUCUCAGUAUAUCCUGCUUCCAUUUCAGCCGUAUAAGAUCAUAUACGCCCACAUGCUGGCUGAAGUUGGUAAAGUUUCAGAUGCGCUGAAGUACUGUCAAGCAGUAGUAAAAUGCCUCAAAACUGGCAGAGCUCCUGAAGUGGAAAUGUGGAAACAACUUGUUUUAUCGCUUGAAGAGAGGAUCCGUAUCCACCAACAGGGUGGGUAUACUGCAAAUCUUGGCCCAGCAAAACUAGUUGGGAAGUUGCUAAACUUUAUUGACAGUACUGCACAUCGUGUUGUUGGAGGCAUGCCUCCGCCUGCACCAUCAUCGUCAUCGACAGGAAACUAUCAGGUAAAUGAGUAUAGCCAUCAACAACAAGCAAUGGCUAGAGUGUCAACUAGCCAAUCAGCCAUGACAAUGUCAUCAUUGAUGCCAUCUGCUUUAAUGGAGCCGAUACGUGAGGGGGAUGGUAAUGUUAGCACAAUGACAGUUCAGGCUAGAAGUAUAUCAGAACCGGAUUUCGGUAGGACACCGAGAAAGGAUCAGGUUGACUCUUUCAAAGAAAAAGAUGUGGACGGGAUGUCGCAUGAUAAAUCAUCAGAGUCAGGGGCAGGGACAGGUUCGCGGUUUAGUCGCUUUGGUUUUGGAAUACUGAAGAACACAGUUGGGAGGGUCUUACAAGCUAGGCCAAGUCGAGAGGCGAAACUGGGUGAGAAGAACGAAUUCUACUAUGACGAAAAACUAAAGAGAUGGGUAGAGAGGGGCGUGGAACCCCUGGCUGAAGAAUCUACAUUACCACCCCCUCCAACAAUGGCUGCAUUCCUUAACAAUUCACCGGGUUCUGAAGAAAACAAGCAUGACUUGAAUAACGAGAUGUCUCCGCCUAGCGGGAACUCGAGUUUCGACAGCCCAUCUAUCCCUAGCGGCUCGAAUCAAUUCUCGGCUCGUGGACGUAUGGGUGUGCGUGCAAGAUACGUUGACACAUUCAAUCAAGGCAGUGGUGGAAACCCAGCAAGGAACACGUUCCAGUCACCACCAUCUGUGAAGAAACCAUCACUCCCAACAAACACAGCAAAGUUCUUCAUCCCGACCACACCAGUAAACAGCUACCAUGGAACAGAAUCCACGGCCGAAAACUUGCAAGAAGAGAACUCAGCUCUCGCAGCAACAACUAGCCAGCCAUUCCAGUCCCCAACAUCAUCAUCAUCAUCAUCAUCCCCAUCAGUGACUACUAUGCAGAGAUUUCCAAUCAUUGACAACAUUAAACGAACCGGAUCAGAAACAAACGUCAAAGGGGGUCUUCCUCCAUCUGACAAUUCCAGAAGAACCUCUUCAUGGAGUGGAAGCUUCGAUAGCUCCAGCUCCUUUUCCAAAUCUUCAGCAUUUGCACCUUCUACCAGCCCACUGGCACUGAAUUCUAGUAGCAGUUUCGGCGAUGAUCUCCAGGAUGUCCAACUGUAAGUUCCAAAACCAGGUCCCUCCGGUUGCAAAUAGUUAGCUUUUAACUUAUGGGUAUGGUUUCUCUUUUUUUUUUUUUUGCCUGAUGAAAAAGGCACAUACAAGUGUGAUAUGCAUGUUUUGUACAGUGUUUGGUUGGUUCUUCUGUCAGUUUCUUGGAGAGAAUAAUUUGUUUAGGAGUAGUAAUGUUAAUGAUAAUAAUAAAUCCUUAAUUGGGUUUGUAACAUUGAUUCUUGAUCUUGAAAUGUAAUAAUCAUCCUGCAUUUUGGCAAAUU
This is a messenger RNA of Tarenaya hassleriana, 4761 nucleotides long. Its product is annotated as protein transport protein SEC16B homolog. Gene Ontology annotation, cellular component: endoplasmic reticulum exit site; ER to Golgi transport vesicle membrane. Lineage: Eukaryota; Viridiplantae; Streptophyta; Magnoliopsida; Brassicales; Cleomaceae. The record is from RefSeq and is a predicted model, not a curated record. Gene Ontology annotation, biological process: Golgi organization; COPII vesicle coat assembly; autophagy. The transcript is spliced from 13 exons. The coding region runs from base 350 to 4489 and encodes 1379 amino acids.